AUGUCCCCCUCUAUUUCCUCUCUGUUUCGUAUUCACUUUUUGUCUCUUUACGACCCCCUCUCUCUUCCUCUCUCUCUCUCUCUUUGUUUUAUUUUCUAUGCCCCUAUAUCUAUCUAUCUAUCUAUCUAUCUAUCUAUCUAUCUAUCUAUCUAUCUAUCUCCCCCCCCCCCAGACACUCAACACAGUAUCACUGGAAAAAUCAAUAAGAGACAUGCUGUAUAUGAUGCAAGCGCACUCAGUCAGAGGAAAUACUUCCUUCACAUUGUCAUCGUUUUUGCUUUCUUCUACUUUUCAUUUUCUUGUCUUACUUUUUCUCUUCUUCCUCUUCUUCCUUUUCUUCUACUUCUCCCCCUUCCUUCUCCUGCUUCUUCUUUUUCUUCUUCUCUUUCCUUCUCUUUCUUCUUCUCAUUCCUCCUUCUUCUCUUUCCUUCUUCUUCUCUUUCUUCUCUUCUUCUUCUUCUUCUCCUCCAUUUUCUUAUUUCCUUCUUUUUCAUCUUAUUCUCCUCCUCACCCCUUCUACUCUUUCCUUCUUCUUCUUCUUCUUCUUCUUCUUCUUUUUAUUCUUCUCUUUCCUUCUUCUUCUUCCUCUUCUUCUUUUUCUUUUUAAUCUUCUCUGUUCUUCUUCUUCCUUCUCCUCCUCCUUCUCCUCCUCCAUCUUCUUAUUUCCUUCUUCUUCAUCUUAUUCUCCUCCUCCUCCCCCUUCUACUCUUUCCUUCUUCUUCUUCUUCUUCUUCUUCUUCUUCUUCUUCUUUCUCCUCCUCCAUCUUCUUAUUUCCUUCUUCUUCAUCUUAUCCUCCUCCGCCUUCUCUUUUCCUUCUUCUUCUUUCUCCUCCUCCAUCUUCUUAUUUCCUUCUUCUUCAUAUUAUCCUCCUCCGCCUUCUACUCUUUCCUUCUUCUUCUUCUUCUUCUUCUUUCUCCUCCUCCAUCUUCUUAUUUCCUUCUUCUUCAUCUUAUCCUCCUCCGCUUUCUACUCUUUUCUUCUUCUUCUUCUUCUUCAUUGAAUUUAUUUUCUUCACCUUUCUUGUUUACAACGUGUCUCCUUUUUCUUUUCAUUUUUCUUUUUUCUUUCUUAAUUUUCUUCAUGCUUUUUUUUACUUUAUUUUUUCUUCUUUUUGUUUUUUUCAUACUUCUAAAUUGUUCUCUGAUUCUUCCUUUCUUUUCUCCAUUACUUUUUCUUUUUUCGUCUUUCUUUUUUUGCAUUUAACUUCUUCAUCUUCUUUGUUUUCAAUCUGUCUGUUCUUUUUCGUUAUUUCUUUCUCCUUUUAA
This is a messenger RNA of Acanthosepion pharaonis, 1266 nucleotides long. The record is from the annotation of a GenBank genome assembly. NCBI's taxonomy places the organism in Eukaryota, Metazoa, Mollusca, Cephalopoda, Sepiida, Sepiidae.